Acanthoscelides obtectus is the source of this 5235-nucleotide messenger RNA. The record is from the annotation of a GenBank genome assembly. Lineage: Eukaryota; Metazoa; Arthropoda; Insecta; Coleoptera; Chrysomelidae.
AUUUGUUGUGUGAACAAACAUGGGAAAAUUGUUGGAAUGACCAAUGACUACCUUGAUCGUGCUUUGGUGUGUUUUUUGCUUGAUUUUGGUUUUUUGAGGGCAGGAGACAAGAUCCUUUCAUCAUUUUAUGGUCUGAUACAUUACAAUGAAAAAUUAUCAUAACGGGAUAAAGAAACAUGAUCCUAGACUAUCCAUUGUCUUUCCUAAUCGCAUCCUAAAUUAAGGUCCUAGUCGUAGUCUCCAAUUUUGUAUUAGAGUAUUAUUUGUAAAACAUACUAAGCCAAAUUACAAAUCUAUUUAAUGGACAAUUCAAAUAAAUAUAAGGAAAAAUCCUGAAAAUCGAUAAUUUAAACUUGGGCGCAUGCUCCUUGUUCGUCCGUGCCUGUAUUUUUUUGGUUAUGUUAUUAUACACGAGCUUUUCCACUUAAGUAUAUUUGGUUCACUAAUUUACAGCAUAAACUACAAGAUUUGCUAAGUUAAAUGUUCAUUUUUCUCUAAAACAUUUUCCUAAACACGUGCUGUUUUUUAACAAUGGCGAACAAGUCCGAAGUCUUGUUGGCUUUCGAAGACGAACCCGUUACAGAAAAACACAAAGACUUAUUGAAUUUCACUGUAAAUAAAAUUGGAGGAACACCAGACCAUCCACGUAACAUCCACUUAAAUCCACCAAAAUGUCCUCUAUGUCACUUGACCAGGCCACUGGUUCUACAAAUCUACGCCCCAUUGAAUCCAGUGGUCCACAGAACCUUAUAUCUGUUUGCUUGUGUCAAUCCAAACUGCUGGAGCUUAAGCGAAAGUUGGCUAUGCAUCAGAGUCCAAACCCAAGAAGAAUUGAUAGACACAACAGAGAGCGUCCAAACACCUGCGGCUCCAGGCAAAACGAGUGCCACCGAUUGGUGCUCUGAAGCAGACGACUGGGGUGAAGAUAACGCAAACGGAAAUGAGGAAAAUGGCAAUUUGAUCAGCAUCAAUCUACCAGGAAAAGUUUCUGAUGAGGAAGAGGAAAGCUGCUCUUUGGAGGAUUCCAUUCAGUCCAGUUUUGGGAACCUCACUGUCGAUGAUAAAAAUGCCAAUAAGGGGGCGCAAGUGGGAGCAGUCGGCAGACUCCACUCCCCCCUAGCAACUGCCGAGAUCGAAGGCAACGAAGGGGAGGCGAUCACGAUCGACACGCCCACUUACCCUCAGCGCGACGUUGCCGCACUUCUUCAGGAAGCUGCAUCUCUGCCACCGGAGAUAUGCAGGGGACAGACUCAGGGUGUCGUGCAGUUCCAGCCCUACUUUUUGUCUGUUUGGGAAGAGGGGACUGAUAAGAGUUCUAUGGGGGUCAGUGACGUGCACGUUAAGGAACUUCUGCAGGAUUAUCAAAUGAAAACAGCAGAAAGUACUGACUCCAGUGGUCCAGACUCUGGGGGAGGUGACAAAACUGGAGGUGACGAGGCUUACGAGAAGUACGAAAAAAGUCAUCCAGCUCAUGGUGACAAGAUGUUCCACCAUUUCUUGUCUAAAGUUCAGGCUAAUAGCGGUCAAUUAUUAAGAUAUUCAAGAGAGUCCACGCCUCUACUUUUGUACCCCUUACAAGAACUACCGAAGAAAUGUCAAUACUGCCAGGGUGAGAUGGUAUUCGAAUUCCAAGUGAUUCCUACGAUAAUAUCAAAGUUACAACUGAUCACAGAUUCUAGACAUGUUGCUCGUCUAGAAUUCGGCACUGUACUUAUUUAUACUUGCAAAAAGAGUUGUUGGUCCACAGACACCUCGUUUAGAGUUGAAACUGCGAUCUUACAGAAUGAAGUAUAUUAAGCUAUGAAAGUAUGGAUUUUAAGUGGGUAUAUGCUUUGUGAAGUCAGACGUACCGAUUUUAUUGGAUUUUGGAAAGUGCAAAGAGUGUGUCUGAUCGUAUUAAAAAUAGUUUAUCUAUAAAAAAUUUGGAAUAAACUGUGGGAGUUUGAAAUUGAUAGAGGUAAUAAAAAAAUGACAAUUUCCAUUUCUACUUGAAAAAUAUUGUUCUCCAAAGUGGAAAAUCUGAUAUAGAUAAGAAAAAUGUGACAAAGUGACAUAUUCCGAUGGUGUCAAUUUUUAGAACGCUUAAGUGCUAGAUUCGAACCCGCAAGCUUUCCAGUCGAUUUGCCAGCAGCUGGAGGUCUAACUCUACACACCGUGUUACCCAGUUUCAAUAGACAUCAUGUUAGUAUCCAUUUUAAAUGUGAUUAUUAUGUAUAUCUUUUCAAUUAAAACGAAUCAAACUACGUAAUUUUUGGGCACUUAUGAACUUCUACUCUCAGUUGUUUAAAUAUAGGAUGUAAUCAAAAUAACUGAUAUCAAAUAUACAAGUGUUAGGUAUGAGAAUAUAGAGUAAUUCAAGAAUGUUUGAUUUCUGUGCGAUUUCGAUUGGCUAUAGAUGAGAAAUAAUAAAUAGCCAGAAUUUUGAACUGACGAAGUUGUAACCAAAGAUUCAAGUCGCUAGCGAAUAUGGCGUCAUUUGCAUUUACCUUCGUCUACGGCUGCCAUCGCCUAAAUUACCGACGCCGGACAAAAGUUUCAAAAAACCCGGUCACAAUAAAAAUAAAAACGUCGUAAUUAUUAAUUUUUUUUAUUAGUUCAAACAUUUUCUUAGCAAUGCAUUUAACAGUACUCUCCUCCUCUGAGGUGAUCUGAUAACAAAAAUAAUUAUUUACACUUUUCUUCUUGGCACCAAAUUAAAAACAAAUUAUAAUUGUAAUUUUUGGUUCUAUCUCCAUCUACAAACCAAAAUUACAACUAGAGUAUACUCACUGAAUCAAAGCAGUUACGUCACAACGUCAAAUAAUGACAGUGACGCACAUGGUUGCCACAUUACUUAAAACUACUAGAUCCUAGGAAAUGAACCACAAAUUAACAACAGCUGUUGGCGUAAUUACCUGACAAAAUUUGCGACAAUGUCACAACACAGAAAACUGUUGCCAACAUAAUUGUACCCGGGAAAUCCAGACUAUACGUACUAAUUUAGGAUCUAUUUUGCAUUAAUGUUGGCAGUCAAAUUUACUAAAUAUGACGUAACUGCUUUGUUUCAGUGAAAGGACUGUACUUAACUCAUCAAAGUCAUUAGUGCUCCUACCCACAACAGUACAUGCCAAUGUUCUGAGGCAGACAUAAGUGAGGGGGGGGGGGCACGUUCUUAUAAUAAAACAUGUUUUGUGUUGCUCCUCUUGUUUCAACUAUUUAUGGUAAGGUAAGUAAACGUCUCUGCUGAUCGAAUACGGCUUUCUACCCGCGAAAACGUGUAUUUUUUAACAUUAUGACAGUCUUUAGCGCUCUGUGCUGGAGACAACACGAUUUAGUUUGAUAUCAAAAGAGGUUUGUCGGGUUCAAACUGAAAUUUGACCUAACUCAACUUUCGUUACUGAGGCCAUCGAAGAGUAGUCAACUAGCUCCUUUUUCCAAAACAUGCGUGUGAAACCUGGAGAAAACUAAAAUGUAUCCAGCAAUCGUCAACGCCAAAAAUUCUCAAUGAUUUUAUUUUUCCCCAAAAAAAUCCCUCAGGACAUUAUAGCCCCCAAGAAUUCCCUAGGGGAGGUGUAAAUUUUUUCAAAAUUUGAGGGAAUUCCCUCAAUAUGGCAACCCUGCCACAUAUUCACUUCUUCGCCGGAGCGCCUGGCUGGUUAUACAGGGCGAAGCGAAUAUGCUUGUACAGGGUGAUGCGGGCCGUUGUACCGGGGUGAUGCGAGUCGUUUUACUGGGGUGAAAAACAAAACAUUUUUUGGAAGAUGCGUAUUAUAUUUCACAAGAGUCUCCUGGCACAAAAAGUGUCGGUUUUUGAAGAACAAUCGGGCUUGCUGGAAAUAUCCUUGAGCCAUUAUUAUAGAUUAGGAUUUAAGAAGAUAGCAACCUCAUACUGCAUUUCGGCGUUCAAAAAAUUAUCUGAGAUAACACGAGGUACCAUAGAUUCAUCUAACUUUCCCCUCUUCUGAAUAAUUAAUAAGCUAUCUUGAAAAGGUGAGUGUCUCAUAGAUGGCGCUGCAGCCAACUGUAUCACCAUAUAGUUCUUCAGAUACAAUAGGUUAAGCAAUAGGACACCCUGUAUACCGAACGUUUUUGCCUGACUAUAUCUGAUUAGAGGAAACUGGAAGUUUUCUAGAUGUGUCUACCUUAGAUUCUUUCCUCAAUAUUCACGCGUAUUUAGGCGCAUAAUAUUAAUCAUAAGAAGAUAUGAUAUAUCCUGAUACUUCUUUAUUACCUGUACAUUUUCUCAUUUCGUCGUAAUAGUCUGUAGUGAGAGUAGCAGAAAAUAUAAAAGUGGAGACAAUUUCGACGAUGACGUUUGACAACAGUAUACGUGGAAAAGAAAUGGCGUCAAAUAGUUGUUAAAAAAUAGUAAAUUCCCUACGUUGGAAUAUUAUUUGACUGUACUGUUUAGAUUGACUUAAAAAAUAAGCAGAUUAUGUUGUAUGUGUAUAUCAUAGCGUUUUGUUGAGAAAAAUAUUUUGAGGGCAGUAUUUUAGAUUUUUUCCGCCUUUUGUCAAACAUUCGCUGCUGUCGCCAUUAUUAGCCUCUUUCAAACGGACGGCUUUUGUAGAAAGGAACCAACCCAGAAAAACAAUUACUGAGCGAUUAGGCUUUAAAGUUUUGACAAUGAUAACAAACUCAUUUCAGACCAAACACGAUUUUAAUUAAUGGCAUACAAGGCUUUAAAUAUGUGUAUGGAUCUUUUUUACAGUAAAUGGUAUAGAUUUUUCAUAUGUGGUUGGUUGGUUCCUUUCUGCAAAAAGCCGUCCAAAUUAUGUUCAUUAUAUUGUACACAAACUAUCAGUAAAUACUAAUCAUUCGCAAAUUUCGAAGUACUUUAGUAUUUUUUCUAAUGCUAUUCAUAUAGGUAUGUAAGUAUGUGCCAAUUUUCUUAUUUUUGCUAAGUAGUAAAUAGCCUGAACGAUUUAAGUAUGUGAUAGAGCUAAUGCAAAAACAAGAUGCGUCCAUUUUUAAUUCCGUAUCUGUGUAUUCGCUAUAGCUAUAUUUGUAGUUUAAGUGAUCUAAUUUCGUGAUAUGCCGAUAUUAUCACACCUAGUUUUUAGAUAAUUGUAAAAUGACUUGUCCAAAUGAUUCAACUAAAUAGAUAGCAUAUAGUUAUGCCUAUAUACUGUCUGUCUUUUCUCAUUAUUAAAAAACACUAUUUAUUUAGCAAUAGACACAUAAAGACAUCUGUUUCGAAUGACGUGAGAAUCAAGUGAUCUGUAAUAACAAAUAAAUAUAUUUCAAACCUUUAUA